This is a messenger RNA of Rhododendron vialii, 2356 nucleotides long. RefSeq names its product GTPase-activating protein gyp7. The transcript is spliced from 11 exons. Lineage: Eukaryota; Viridiplantae; Streptophyta; Magnoliopsida; Ericales; Ericaceae. Gene Ontology annotation, biological process: activation of GTPase activity. Bases 657 to 2045 code for a protein of 462 amino acids. The record is from RefSeq and is a predicted model, not a curated record. Gene Ontology annotation, molecular function: GTPase activator activity.
AGGUCCCAGUGACCUGGCAACCUGUAUGAAGAUUGAAGAAGUCUCUCUUGCUCCUCAUUUGGGUUUCAUUUUACCCGGGAAAGAAGGUGAGUGGCUACAAAGUCCGUUGAUUCCACGCCUUCCUCGCUCUCUCUCUCCUCCCACACCAAUACCCAAAUUCAAUGAAGUUCGCCCAAGCUACAAUUCUUGAGAGAGAGAGAGAGGCACACACCCACACACACAAAGAAACAGAGGACCGCAUCGAUAAAUUCAACGUAUUAAACGGUCGUCGUUUCCUGUGGUGUGGUGUGAGAAAAAAAAACCCAUUCAGGAGGCUACCCCCCACCUCCUCCUCCACCACCACCACUUAACCAAAACAACACAAGCAUCAGAACAGAAAAAGAACAGCAAAAGCAAUUCUUUUUCCAACAUUAGAACAGAAAAGGAAAAGAAAACCAUUGCUUUUCUUGUUUUUCUCGAAGGAGCCUGAUCUGGUGCCCUUUGAUUUUUGUUUAUUAUGUAAAAUCUGAUCUGGGUUUUUGAUUUUAUGUUUGCUCGGAGGAUUUAGCUCUCGGUGUGUGUUGUCGAAGGAUUAUCUUUGACAAAUACCGGGAGGUUCUGAUUUUGAUUUGUUUUGGGUGUGUUUUGCGGAAGUGUUUUUCUUGUGAUACUUUGAAAUGUGGAGGGACCCUGGAAUUCCUACUGAUUCUUUCUAUCAGGUUCGGCCGGAAUGCACCGACGUUCCGAAAACCAAAUUCAAAAUCAAGGCUGGAAAAACUUUAAGUGUGCGAAAAUGGCAGGCUGCCUUUAGUCCAGAAGGUUAUCUCGACAUAGGCAGGACUCUUAGUCGAAUCCACCGUGGGGGGGUCCAUCCAACAAUUAGAGGAGAAGUUUGGGAAUUUCUUCUUGGUUGUUUUGAUCCAAAGAGCACAUCUGCUGAACGAGAGGAAAUACGGCAAAGUCGAAGGGCACAGUAUGCUGUGCUGAAAGAAGAGUGCCGCCAAUUGUUUCCCAUUGUUGGGAGUGGUAGGUAUAUUACUGCACCCACUAUCACUGAAGAUGGUGUACCUAUUCAAGAUCCCUUAGUGCUUCUGGAAGCAAAUCCAGACAAGGGACCAGUCUCACUUCCUCAAGAAAAUGGUAAUUCUGAAAACUUCAAGUCUGCAUCUGGCAAUUCAUCAGAUGUUGAUGCCUUAAAUUUUGUAAAUACAGGGACAUCCCACAGUUCAGCAAUAGCGAAAGAGGAGGACAAGCAAGUAAUCCAAUGGAAGCUUACACUGCAUCAGAUAGGUCUCGAUGUGGUUCGCACUGAUAGGACACUAGUUUUUUAUGAGAAGCAAGAAAAUUUGUCGAAGCUUUGGGACAUUCUCGCCGUCUAUGCCUGGUUUGAUAAGGAUGUUGGGUACUGUCAAGGAAUGAGUGAUCUCUGCUCCCCUAUGAUAAUUCUUCUUGAUGAUGAAGCAGAUGCGUUUUGGUGCUUUGAACAUUUGAUGCGUAAACUGCGGGGAAAUUUCAGAUGCACCGAGACCUCUGUUGGGGUGGAGACACAACUGUGUAAUUUGGCGUCAAUCACUCAAGUGAUUGAUCCAAAGCUUCAUCAGCAUUUAGAGACUCUAGGUGGAGGUGACUAUUUAUUUGCUUUCCGAAUGCUUAUGGUUUUGUUUCGUCGAGAAUUCUCUUUUGGUGAUUCCUUGUACCUUUGGGAGAUGAUGUGGGCUCUGGAAUAUGACCCGGACUUGUUCUCCUUGUACGAGGACCCUGAAUCAGUUAACGAAAAAGUUGAUGGAUCCAAAGGAAAAGCUAAGUCGAUACGUCAAUAUGGGAAGUACGAGAGAGAAAACUUGACUUUGGGAGCAAAAAGUGCUGAAGCCCAACUCCCCAUUUCUGUUUUCCUUGUUGCCAGUGUCUUGAAAGAUAAAAGCGCCAAGUUGUUGACUGAGGCCCGGGGAUUGGAUGAUGUCGUUAAGAUAUUGAACGACAUAACUGGAAAUCUGGAUGCCAGAAAAGCAUGCACCGGGGCGAUGAAACUUCACAAGAAGUAUCUUAAAAAGGCCAAGAAGACUUGACAUUGGCCUACACUUGGCUUCCAAAUGAAGUAUGUAAUCAUUUGGCAUAGUCAAGCGUGACGUUUUUGGACAGUUUCGAAUGCAGUUGGAAAGAGAAAAUCCUAUGCGUUGUUACAAAUCGGCUCAGAUUUCACAGAUAUGUACACUCCCAAACCAGUAAAAACAUGCUGGUGGGAGCAUUUGUUGUAUGUAAAAACCAAUCCUCACCUCUUGUAUAACAGUUUUCGGAAGGCAUUAUGUGAAUAUAUUUUGUAUCAUAACCUGUUGUAAUUGUUAUGAAAUAUGAGGCGAACUUUUGUUUUUUGAGGUGU